AUUAAUUAAAUAAGUAAGUAAGUAGACUGGCUGCUAAUUUCAACUAAAUUUUAUAAAAAUUAGGAACUAAGCCCACAAAUAAAAAUGAAUGGAAUUAGGAAUAGAUAUAAACCUAAUAGCUUGGACGACUAAUAGAUAAAUUAAAAAUUAAGUUAGAAGCUAAUGCUCAAAACAUAUAGUAAAAAUGGGAAUUAAUAGUUAGUUUUGCAAGAUAAUAAGAUGUAGAAGUCAACAAAUAAUAAAGAUUAUUAUAAUGAGUUUAAUAUGCCUGUUGAGUAUAGCGAUGAAAAGCUACAAGUCAAGCAAAUUUCUAAAUAAUUAAUAUGCAUUUCGCCAGCUUCUAAACUUAAGGAGCAAUUAGAUCAAGGUAGGAAACAUAAUACUUAGGUUUCUAUCUUUACUGAUUUUAAAAAUUAGGAAGGAAAUGGAGGAAUUAAAAAAAUAGAAGCAUUGCAUAAAUAAUAAUAAAAUUAAACUCUAAAGCUAAAUCCAAUAUUUUAAAUAGAGACAAAGCAACCUUAAACUAGCAAUGUCUAUUCAAAAACAGAAUAAACUUACGAUUUAAUAUCUCUAAAUGAAGAAAAGCAAUAAAUCACUCUACCAGAUGAUGAUAAUAUAGUUAUUAACUAAAGCAAAACAAAAAGAGGGAAUUUUUCGUAAAAUUUACUUAAUGGGCCUGUUUUAACUGAAGGAAGCGAUUUUUCUAUUUUCGGAAGUACACAAACUAUUCCAAAAUUUUAGUUGAAGAGCAAUUUAACAACAUAAGAUACAUAGACUCUUAGUAAAUCUAAAAGUGACUAGCGUUUAAAUUCGAUAUUGAAUUAGUCAAGCAUGAAAUUUGAUUAGAGCAAAUCGAUAAUAGGAAUACUAAAUUCUUCUCAAAUGAAUAGCAGUAACGUUAACAAUAAAUCAGUAGAUAUUAAUUCUGAAGCAAUUAAAAGAUAAAAUUUACUACAUAAGAGCAAUUUCCUUCGUAAUUCAUCCUAUAAUUUAAAAAGCUAAUCAGACCUAAUAUAAUCUAGCAAGCCAUCGUCUAUGUUGCAGAAAAUAUAAAAUUUACAGACUACUUCAUCAUUUACAGGCAAGCAACGAAAGGUAUUCUCUGACAUUUCUCACCUUGAAUAACAUUUUACAAAUAUAAUGGAUUAUCCUAAAUGUAAAUAAAAAAUAUAUGACUCUAUGCUUUUGACACCUAAAGACAUUUAAACUUUACAUAAAAGUAGAUUAAAUAAGAAUAAGUUUUGGGUCAAGAUGGCACUAGGGAAUAUAAAGGUUUAGUAUUAAGCAGACUUGAAGAAAAUUAUGGAAAACAAAAAUCUAAGCUAUGUUUCUGAUUAAAAGCUCAUAGACCCGGUUUUAGUUAAUAUUACUGACAGUAACGGUGAACAGUUUAAGUAGAGUGUUUUUUAGGUUACUGAAAAUAAAAAGGAAUCCUAUCAGUCUUUUCACUUGUAAAGAUCUAUUGUAAAUUCCUUAUCCCCAUAGAGAAGAUUUUCAGAAACUAUGAACCAAAAAUAAUAUCAAAAUGUGAUCAAAGGUAGUAAUACAGAUUUAAAUUCUAAGCAUUUUCAAAGUGUCAGAGAUAAUAACAAAUUUUAGUAAAGCGAAAAUUAAUAGCAAUAAUAUAAAAAUACUACCAGCAGAUAAGAUGUAUAAGACCUUGAGAACUGGCUAGAAGUAAUGCUCUAACAAAUUUAUUCAGAAAAUAACUUGAAAGCCGAUUAAGUUUUAGAAAAUGUUUAGCUAAUUUAUACAGCUUGUUUAAAAGAACUCAUUCGCCAAGUUAGCCUUUAGUGUACUGAGAGAGGAUUGCUCAUAUAAAAAGUUUGGGAUGCAUAUUUAACUUUAUUUGAGAAGCUAAUAGAAUUAAAUGCUACUGAAAAAAGGAAUUUAGAAAAGUUAUAUAUUGAGGACGUUAAUAGAAUAUCAAAAGGUUAUGAAGCUAAUAUAAAUUAGUUAAGCAAGAGUCUCUCUUAAAUGCAAAUAAGCAUUGAUGAACUUACAAGUAAUUUGGAUAUGGCGAUAUAAAAUAAUCAUGUAUUGAAAGAAGUUAAUGAUAAAUUUUAGUCAGAAAUAAAAAUUAAAGAUGCAGAAAUAGAAUCUCUGAAGCAAAACAUAAAAUUGCUAUCUUGGGAUAAUGAUUUCUACUAAACUGAAUAUGUAAAUUAAUAAAAGAAUUAAGAAAAUCGAUAAAAAAUGGAAGAAAAAGCUUAUAUUAGGUUAAAGCAGUUAGAAGACUAAAAGUAUUAAAGCAUUUAAAACUAUUAAAAAUAAAGCAAUUCUAUACAAUUGUCAACUCCUAAUGUGUAAAAAACUCCUAAGUAAAAUAAUUUCAUUGAUUUCAAAGCAGCUAAUUACUAAACAUAGCAGUUGAAAAUUGAAAAAAGAUGUAAAUCAGCUAACAAUUCUAUUCUACAUUUAGAGGAAUUAAAUAUUGAAAUGGAAUCACUUUAUGAAUUUUCGAAGUUAAGAUUCCCAAUAAAAACUUUUACUGAGGAAGAAACUUAGACAGAGAAUAUUGAAAUAAACUAAGAAAAGCAUUAAACCAAUAGUUAAUAAGAAAGAAUAGAAAAAGAUCAAAGUGAUAUAAUAAAUCAAGCAAUUUAAGAAAGAGAAAACUAAUUAAGACAAUAAAUAGAGUAGGAAUUGAAGGAGCAAAUAGAGAGCAAUUUAAGAAGUUAAAUAAAAUAAUAACUAAGAGAAUAAAUAGAAAAUGAAUUAUAGCAAAAAUAUAGCUAGCAAUAAUAAUAAAAAGAAAAAUAAAAUAGUUAACAGUCGUAGAGAUUGCAAAGGGAUAGUAAGCAACAGUCAAAUUAAAAAUAAAAAUAGCCAAAUUAAAAUUAAUAACUUAAGUAAUUGAUAGAAUAACUUAAUUUAGAGAAAUAGUAAAUGUAAUUGGAAAAGUAGCAGCUUUAAUAAGAAAUCUAAAACAUAAAGAAGGAUCAGGAAUAAAAGAUUUAACAACAAGAGGAGGAAAUAGAGUAAAUGGAGUAAUUAUUAGCUGAAAAAGAUUAAUUAAUAACACAAAAAGAGAAAAUUAUAAAAGAAAAAGAAAUGGGAUCUUAGAUUAAAACUAAAGAAAUCCAACAAUUACAGUAAGAUUAAAAAAAAUAAACAAAAGAAUUUUAGAAUAAAAUUGAUAAAAUUGAAGAGUAAUUAAAAAAAUAUAUCGAAAAAGAAAAGAUUUAAUUAACUUCUUCCACUACUUCUUAAUUUGGUAAUGUUGAAAUAAAUUAAACAGAUUGGAGGUCUAUUUAUUAAGCAAUCAGAGAUAAUUCUGAUCUGCCAGAUAUCAUUAAAUAAAAUAUUGACAUAAUGCUGAAUCUGAUUACUAAAGAGUAAGAAGAGCAAAAAGCUAAAAACUAAGAAACAAGUCCUCAAAACUAGAAUGAAAUAACUGAGCAAUAACCAAUUGAGAAUGAACAAUCUUUGAUAAAACAAUCCUCAAAAUCUUUUUAAAAUUAAAAUGAAAAUCAAUUUUAAAAUAUCAAUCCCGAUCCUCAAUAAGACUAGGAAGAAAAAAUCCAGCAGAUGAAAGAAUUAGAAGAUGCCAAGCUGGAGAUAGAAGAAAUCAAAGACAAUGUCUCUGAUUUGACUAAUAAAAAUAAGAAACUAAUUAACAAGGUAAAGUAACUCAAGGACAUCAUAAGGAGUUAAAAGAAUACUAUAAUAAAAAUAUAAGAUAUUGCUAAGUAGCUAGUACAAGAAAAUAGAAAAAUAUAAUAAUAAACAAAUGAAUAUUCAAUAUAAGAUAUGGGAUAAAAUACUUAAGAAUCAUUUAACGAUAUUCCUUUUCCUAAAGAAGAAAUUAAAUCAGAUGAACCUGAAAAUAUUUCCAUAAUUGAAUUUGUUCCAAUAGAACAAUAGAGCUCUCCAACUUCUAAGACUAAAAGCAUGGCUAAGAACUUUAAAAUGUCACAACCUUAGUCAAAGAAAAGUAUUUCUAAACCUGGAGAAAAUUCUCCCACAUAAAUAUUCAAAAAUAAGUAAGCUAGAAGGUCUAGGUUUGAUGCUCUAAUAAACUAGUUAGGAGAUUUAACUAACGAUUUUAUAAUCAAUGACGAAGAUGGUAAAGAAGAUGUAGACUUUGAUGACUACCUUCCUCAGAUUCAUAAUGUGAGAAGAUCGUCGAUGAGACUGUUUACUAAUAAGAAAACAAAGACAUAUGAAUUUAAAUUAGGAUAAGUUUAAAAAAAGGACAGAACUAUCAGUGCUAAUGCAGAACCUGCUCUUAAAUUAUUAAGCAAAGUUUAAGAUAGGAUAAAGGAAAAUAAGCACUAAAUUUCAUAAACAAAAAACAAUAUCAUAAAAUUUGUAUUGAAUGUUUAUUAAGAUAGAAUUAAAAACCCUUAAAAUGUGUAAAACCCUUUAUAUGUUAUAGCUUACGACAACAUGAUGUAGAAAUACGGUUUAAAGAAAGUUGCUGAGACUAAACUUUAAUAAUUUUUAGAGAGCACAAUGAAAUACUUAGAUAACUCUAGAAUCAAAAUGUUUUCACGAUUUGCUAGAAUUUAUGAUCCUUACGAUAGUUAAGAUUUUGAGCUCUAUAUUAAAUGUCUUAAAUUCGUUGAAGAGUCUGGAAACAGUGGCAUGCAAAUUAUAAAUUAGCCAUUUGAUAGAAUGUUCAUUUCUCAUGAACUUUCGCUAUAAGCGUUAACAAAUUAAUUUCAAGAUAUCAUAAGUCAAGAUAAAGUAAUAGAAUUAGUUGAUUGGAUUAACAAAAACAAGAUUUAGGAUAAGAAUAAAUCAGAUUUAAUAGACUUUGAUGAUAUGAUGGAGUAAAUAUUAGAAAAAUAUAAUUAAACAAAAAAUAAUGUCCUAGGAAAUGUAGAAGAUUUAUUUUUUGCAGCAGAUCUUAAUAAAAAUGGCUAAAUAGAAAUUGAUGAAUUUAUUACUUUGUAUCGUCAUUUAGAAAAAGAAAGAUUUGAUUUAAAAAAAGCUUAGGAUUUGUUUUUAAGUGAAGCUGAUAUUAUCUCCUCUGAUGGUGAAAGAAAUCUUUCAUUGAAUAAAUUUGCAAGCAUCUCCCUUUAAGAAGGAUUAUUUAAAAUUGAUAAACAGACAGCAUUUUCUAAUUAAAUUUCGCAUAACGAUUUUGUUAGAAACAUUGACCAGUUAAGGGUUUGCUGGAAAGACAUUUGCUCUAAAAUUAAGAAGCGACUAAUGAGAUGCAACUCUUAUACUGACAGCUUCAAAGAAAUAAUAGAGAAUCUUGAUAGCUAAUUGAAACAGAAGCUUGAUAAAGAUUAAUUUUUAUGGAUUUCUUACAGACUGUUAGAUGAAGAGUCUAAGCGCUUUGUUUUGGAGUAUGAAGUGGAUUUACUUGUGCCUGUGAAGUUCAAUCAAAUUCAAGAUGCGUUUUAUGAAUUAGAAGAUUCUAUGAUCUCUAAAUGA
Messenger RNA from Tetrahymena thermophila SB210, 5391 nucleotides. RefSeq names its product EF hand protein. The record is from RefSeq and is a predicted model, not a curated record. The transcript is spliced from 15 exons. Lineage: Eukaryota; Ciliophora; Oligohymenophorea; Hymenostomatida; Tetrahymenidae. Gene Ontology annotation, molecular function: calcium ion binding.